AUGUUGUGCUUAAGCUGGGGAGAUGUGAGAAGGGUGGACAGUGAAUCUCCAGAGGUCUUAGGGCACAUGCAGCUGAAGAGGAGUAAGGUGCAAUGCUCAAACCACACUGAAACACAUAAGCUCAUUCUCUUCCCUGAUGGGAAGCUUUCUGAACAUUGGGCUAGAGAUCCAGCUGUCUGGUCUACGACAAGGCUGGUGAAAGAACUAGAAACCAAAGAUAUUGUUCAAAUAGCCUGUGGGAACCACCACUCCAUGGCACUGUCCAGAGGAGGUGUGCUCUUCACCUGGGGCAAGAAUAUCCACGGACAGCUUGGACUGGGGAGUCAAACCCCAUUCAUCUCCCAGCCACAGGUGGUGAAAACACUAAAGGGCAUCUCACUUGCUCAAAUUGCUGCUGGAGGGUCUCACAGUGUGACUGUAUCACUCUCUGGAGCUGUAUACUCCUGGGGAAAGAAUGAUUUUGGACAGCUGGGACUUGGAGACACAAAAGACAGGGACUGCCCAUCGUAUGUUGGAGCAUUGGAGCACUGGAAGACUGUAUUUAUCUCGUGUGGGGCAGAUCAUACUGCAGUUCUUUCUAAGGAGGGGCUGGUGUGCACCUUUGGAGCAGGAGGGGCUGGCCAGCUUGGUCACAACUCUACCCGGAAUGAACUCAAACCUCGUGUGGUGGCUGAGCUGUGGGGAGCAAGAGUUUCACAGGUUGCCUGUGGCAGACAGUACACCCUGGUCUAUGUCCCCUCCUUGGAGAAAGUCUAUUUUUUUGGUUCUGAUGAAGGACAGCUGGGAGAUAAGAGAAAAACUAAUCAGUUGAUACCACUUCCCACCAAUUCACCAGUGAACACUGGAAAAUACUGCCAGGGGGGAAAAAAGUCAGAAAAGGUGAUUGAACUUACUGCUGAAGGAAAACAAACUAUUGUCCUUGGCAAGAAGAGAAAGAAUUUGAAUAGAAUUGCCACUCUGCAGGAUGAAGUGAAUGUGUGGCUUUCUGAUCCUAGUUUGCAACGUUGGGAGACUAUAAAAAUGAAUAUCAGACUAAUCUUUUCAUCUGAGGCUUGCAUCAAUGGAAGCUUCUUGGAGAAAAGAGACAAACAUUUCAAAACUUCCAAAGAGGUUUCAGGUGUAGACAUGUCGCAAGUGCAACAUUUUUAUAAGAAGAUCAGCAAAACACCAAAAGUCUUGCGGGAGGUGCAAAAGGAAAUUGAGAAGUUACUGCCAUCAUUGUCAUCCUCUCCCAUCUCACCUGAAAAUUUCAGAGUCUACUUGAUCUUGCCUUUCCUUCUGCAGGGAGAGGAUGACAGCUCUUACCAUUUGCUGAUGCUGCUAGCACAAGCCAUCAUGAAACUACAGCCAAAGGAUCAGCAAACUCUUGAAUGCCUGUGGUCAAAUCUAGAAACACCCUUUUUCAAGCAGCUGGUCAUUCUAUAUCAGAGGGUUUCCCAGAAAAUCUUGUGUCAGUUUUUGAAGGAAAUCAGAGAUUGUCAAAGAAACCCCUUCGACCUGCACCCUCGUGAAGCAGCGGUUCUGCAAAUACUGCAGAAUCUUCACCAGGUGAACUCCAGAACUGGUUUCAGAGUACAAGAAAACAAUUUCCAUGUGCCUCAAGUGAAACCAUUUAUUCAACUUUAUUGGUUCUUUAGUGCCCAAAAAAUGUCCCAAUGGCAGCUGACCAAAUAUCCAUUCAUAUUUGACAUGAAAGACAAGAUCGACAUUCAUGAUAAAGAAUGCAUUGCUUUGUCCACCCGUCGUGCAAUGGUCGGUAUUUUCUGCAUUAGAGAGCAGGAAUGGUGGCUUUUUCCAGUCAGAAGACAGCACCUUCUGCAAGAUAUCUGGACCCACUUAAAUAACGCACCAACCCAGCAAUUCAAAAAGAUAUUAAAGGUGUUAUUCGUGGGCGAGGAAGGAGUGGACCAUGGCGGGUUGGUUCAGGAGCUCUUCAGCGUCGCCGCCAGGACCCUCUGCCAUCCCGACACUGGAGCCUUCCGCCGCGUCCCCUCUGGCCUGGCGUGGUUCCCCAGCCAGGCCUCGAGUUCUAAGGAGACCUUUUUCCAGAUCGGGACACUGUGCGGAAUGGCCCUGUAUAACAGGCGCAUGGCACCUUUCCCCUUCCCCACGGCUCUCUACAAAAAGCUGCUGGGCCUGGCGCCUGCCUUGGAGGACCUGGAAGAGCUGUGGCCAGCCACAGGCCGGAAUCUUCAGAGGAUUUUGGAUGAAGAACGUGAUGAGAUCUUUGGAAUCCUGAGCAUGAACUUCACGAUUAUGGAAGAAGGCGAUUCCAUGGUUACCGUUGAACUUAAAAAACAUGGGGCCAAUGUUCCUGUCACUAGAGAUAACAGGAAAGAAUUUGUUGACUUGUAUGUGAAUUAUGUGUUCAAUGAUUCGAUACGGAAGCCAUUUGAGGACUUUAUGCAAGGGUUUUUAAAAGGCUGCCCAGCCACAAAGUGGAAGAUGUUUCUCCCUGUAGAGCUCCAGACUGUUCUCCAGGGAUGCACAAAAUUUGACUGGCAUCUGCUGGAAAAGAAUGUGAACUAUAUCCAGUAUGAAAAGUUAGAUCUAACCAUCAGGAAUUUUUGGACUGUGUUUCACAAACUCCCAGAAAAAAAGAAGGAAAAGUUUCUUGCUUUUUUGUCAGGAUCUGAUCGAAUCCCUGGCUAUGAACAGGAAAAUUUUACAUUUCAGAUUGCAGAUCCUCAGGUAGCAAAUCCAGAUGAGGUCUGUCUUAAGGCCAAUACCUGCAGUCGCAUUUUGUUCCUCCCCAGAUAUAGCACGAGAAGAAUACUCCAGAAAGAGUUGCUCUAUGCCAUAGAGCAUAACAAAAGUUUUGGCUUGGCCUGA
Messenger RNA from Indicator indicator, 2832 nucleotides. Its product is annotated as E3 ISG15--protein ligase HERC5-like. Gene Ontology annotation, biological process: protein ubiquitination; ubiquitin-dependent protein catabolic process. The record is from RefSeq and is a predicted model, not a curated record. Gene Ontology annotation, molecular function: ubiquitin protein ligase activity. The transcript has 22 exons. NCBI's taxonomy places the organism in Eukaryota, Metazoa, Chordata, Aves, Piciformes, Indicatoridae. Bases 1 to 2832 code for a protein of 943 amino acids.